Messenger RNA from Photinus pyralis (common eastern firefly), 7505 nucleotides. RefSeq lists its product as uncharacterized. Gene Ontology annotation, molecular function: aspartic-type endopeptidase activity. The transcript is spliced from 2 exons. Gene Ontology annotation, biological process: proteolysis. NCBI's taxonomy places the organism in Eukaryota, Metazoa, Arthropoda, Insecta, Coleoptera, Lampyridae. The coding region runs from base 876 to 6842 and encodes 1988 amino acids. The record is from RefSeq and is a predicted model, not a curated record.
UAUCACCAUUAAACAGGAAAGGGCGCUGGCCAAAUAUUAGAGAAAUAGUUAAUUGGGAAAGAAAGUAGGAUUAAGAAAUAAAAUUACAUUGCAUUAUUUGUAAAUGAGGACAAUUUGCACACAACAUUGACUAGGUUAGUUUUCAAUUUGCAAUUAACAGAUUGCAAUUAAUUUGCCAAUUGUUGUAUAAAAUUUUGUAUAUAAACAACGUAAAAUGUAGAAUAAAUUACUAUUGACACAAAAGUCGUUUAGUCACUCUACGUGAGCACGGGGCUUCCAAGUCUUUAAAAUUCGGUGCAUGAGACUGUGUACCACCCUGUGCUUACACUAAAUAAUAUUGGGAGUAAUCUCAAUAUUGUUCAUGGUCCUUCGAGCCAACACCAGCGGCAGAAAAUAAAAAGGUCCUUCAAGCCACCACCAGCGGCAGCAAAACCACUAUUAGCAGUCAAGGAUUUACGACCCUUGGACUUGAGCGAGAGGCACUGGGUAAGCGGAAUUUUAUUUUGACUAAAAAAGUCAAGGGAAGCGGCGAAAAACAAAAGGAUCCUACCUACUAACAAAAAGGCGAUCAAGAGUCGCGUCGCUGAUGCAGAAGAACGCCGGCGACAACAACUGGAGACUGAUUCCUGUAGCAGGAAGGAGCAAACCAUACAGCUUCAGUCCAACGUUAAGAGUCCGGGGGGACCCACGGAUAUCUGCGUGCGACAAACACAACGUUGCAUUACAGAACAAGUUUUUGGAAUUAUUCGGGCCAGAACCAAAUUUUCAGCAUCCGACACAACAACUACUACUAAAAAAAAAAAAAAAGGGGAAAAACGGUUCUGAAGUAAGAGGGGGUGUUGGUUUGGAUUCUGUUUUAGCUACCAGAAGUUCAAAUGGAGCAAUUAAACGAACUCGCACGGAAACAACAGGAGAUUGGUCAACAAAUGUGUAAAAUGUUAGCCAAUAUGAAGAAAGACUCAGCCUCCAGGAAAACCAGCGAAUAUAUUGUGAAACAUGACCGACAGCUAGAAGCUUAUCAGGAAGGUAUCGAAAAAAAUCAUAACGAAAUUAUCGAAUUACAGAUACAAAAUCAUGAGUAUCACAGUACAAAGUACAGAGAUCAGCUGCAAAAGGUCUACGACAACACGAUAAAUUAUCUACAACAGUUACAGAAUCAGCAGAAGAAGGAAGAGGAUAUUGAAGAAAUGGAUAACGAACAGGAGCUCCGAAUAAAAAAACAGGAGGUUCGUCUAAAACAAUUUAGAGGGAUAUUGUUUCAAAUGGAAGAGGAAAUAAUGGAGCAGAACUUAAGACGCUGCGAAACAUUGUACACCAAAGCAGAGAAGAAGUGGGAAGUAAUAUCAGAGCUUGAAGUGGACAUUCAAGCAAACGAGGUGAGCUUCUCUCAUGAGUAUUUUAGAAAGGAUCCAGUCACGAAAAUGGAAUUCGAAUACGAUAACAUACAAGAAAAAUUAAAAAUGCUCACCAAAAAGGCAAGUAUAAAGGCGACAAACAACAUCGAGCUGCCCAAAAUAAAAAUACCAACGUUCCGAAGUGGAUAUGACAAUUGGGCUCCCUUCCACGAUUUGUUCGAGAAAUUAAUACAUUCCAACGAGAAGUUAUCGAACGCGGAGAAGAUGCACUAUCUGAAGGGGCAUGUGGACGGAGAAGCAGCAAGACUUAUACAGCAUCUAAUGAUCUCGGAACAAAAUUACGUAACAGCAUGGAAGAUCCUUCAAAACAGGUAUAAUAACAAAAGAUUAAUGGUAAAUACGUUAUUAGAUAGAAUCCUGGAAUUCUCGAAAAUGGAAACAGCGAAGGCAUCUCGAUUGAAAUGGCUUCACGAUACCAUACAUGAGUGUCUGGAGACAAUAUCAAAUCUGGGAAUGGAUACAUCGUCAUGGGGUCCAAUGGUAAUUAGAAUCACCACAAAGAAAUGGGACUCAGAAACCAACAGGCUAUUUGAGCAGUCACUAAAACAACCAAAUGAAAUCCCAGCAUUAGGAGAAGUGAUGCAGUUCAUGCAGACGAGGUUCCAGUCCUUGGAGGCAUCGGGGUCAAUGCAGAGCAAGGAUGCGAGUCCUAGGUACACCUGGGGAAACACGUCCACCAUAUCAUGCCAUUACUGCCAACAGGAGCAUCGACUUGAACAAUGCCUUAAGUUCAAGGGGCUAUCAAUCAACGACAGAAACAAGGAAGUAAGAGAAAGAAAAAUAUGUUUUAGGUGUUUAAAACACAACAGCGAGGAAAAAUGCUACUCAGCGUACAGGUGUGCAGAAUGCGGUUAUCCACAUCACACUUUACUUCACCAACCGUACAAACCAAUAGCAGAGCGGGCAACACAAGCAAGCACAAGAACAUCACACACUACAGUAUCUAAAAGGAAUUGUCAAACCCAAAAGGAAAACCAGGAAGUACUACUAGCAACAGCGAUAGUACAAGCACAAGACCUCACUGGCGUACAGCAAUUAUUAAGAGUACUAGUGGACCCUGGAUCACAAGCCUCGUUCAUCACAGAAAAGGCAGCACAGCAGUUGAAGCUACCACGACAAAAAGCGAAUGCAAGGGUAUCAGGAAUAGGUGGUUAUGAUCACACUAACGCAAAAACCAAGAUAACGGUUCAAUUACAUCCAAGACAACCAAGUGAGUAUGAGUUAACAACAGAACUAAUCAUUCUCACAAAGAUAACCGAAAAUCUACCACUGGCGUCGUUUGAGAUGAACAAAGAUCCAUGGAAGAAUGUGCUGUUAGCUGAUCCCACGCUGAAUAACUCCGGACCAAUUGACAUACUACUGGGUGCCGAGGAAUACGCAAAGAUCAUACUACCGGGAGUCAUGAAAGAAGGAAAAUUAGUGGGUCAACAAACCGAAUUUGGGUGGGUGAUAUCCGGGCAAACAAAGCACGGUGUCAACCAAGGCUAUCAAAUACUGGGCAUGGUAUCAACAAUGGAAGAAGAGACACAACUAUCCAAAUACUGGGAAAUAGAAGAAGCGACCAUGGCUAAUGGGUUCAAUGAAGAAGACAAGAAGUGCGAAGACCACUAUAAGGCAAACACUACACGCAGCCCCGAUGGAAGAUACACAGUCAAGAUUCCAUUCAAGAAGAAUUCGAUCAAAUGGGGGCGAUCCAGACCACUAGCAAUAGCCAGGUUGUUGCAACUGGAGAAAAAACUAGCAGCAAACGACAAGAUGCGUGAAGAAUACAACGCGUUUCUACAAGAAUACCUGGAUUUGGGUCACAUGGAAAUGGUACAGGCACACUCAAUCGAGGGCACACGCUAUUACAUACCACACCAACCAGUGAUAAAGGAAUCCAGUACUACAACGAAGAUGAGAGUGGUGUUUGAUGCAUCAGCCAAAACGACGACCAGCGGAAGUUUAAAUGAGAUGAUGUAUGUGGGACCGAGGUUGCAGCCAGACAUAGCCGAUAUAUUACUAAGAUGGAGAAAACAUCAAUAUGCGUUCACAGCAGAUAUUAAAAAGAUGUACCGCCAAAUAAGGAUACAUCAAGACGAUCGCCAGUUCCAGACUAUAGUAUGGAGAUUCGAACGUAAUCAGCCGAUACGCGAAUACCAGCUCAACACAGUAACAUAUGGAACAGCGGCAGCUCCAUACUUAGCCAUAAAGACACUACAACAGUUAGCAGAAGACGAAAAAGAAGAGUAUCCAUACGCAGCACGAGUCACGCUACAAGACUUCUAUGUGGACGACAUUUUAUCUGGUGCUAACAGCAUACCUCAAGUAGUACAAUUGCAAAAAGAAUUAACCAAUAUGCUAAAAAAAGGAGGGUUCCAGCUACAUAAAUGGGCAGCCAAUAAAGAAGAGAUAUUAACCACUAUUCCCAUGGAAGCUAGAGAUCCUGCUGUAGCCGAGUUCAACAAUGACGACCAGAUCAAAUCGUUGGGAAUAAGAUGGAUACCAAACCAAGACAUCUUUACGUUCAAAUUCAAGGAUGGCCAAGAUAAACCAACCAAACGGAACAUUUUGUCGGAAGUGGCCAAGAUAUUCGACCCUUUGGGUUGGCUGUCACCAAUACUCCUAAAUGCAAAAUUACUCAUACAAAGACUCUGGCUAUCCAAUACAGGCUGGGACGAAGAGGUGGCGGAAUCAAUCAAGAUAGAAUGGACAAACUUCAAAAUCGAUCUCAGUAUGGUGGAAUACUUACGGAUACCUAGAUGGAUGCAGUACGAUCAAGACCAAGAAAAAAUAGAACUUCAUGGGUUCUGUGAUGCAUCAGAAAAAGCGUAUGGAGCAGUGGUGUACUCAAAAACAGGAAAUGGGUGCAUAAGUCUAUUAAUGUCAAAAUCAAAAGUCGCCCCAGUACGAACCAGGCAAACGUUACCUAAAUUAGAAUUGUGUGCAGCAGUGCUACUAGCAAAGGUGCUAAAAAGAGUGACAGAAGCAUUACAGAUACCAAAAACAACAGUGUACGCGUGGACCGAUUCCAUGAUCACACUCGCAUGGAUGAAAGGUGACGCAAACAAAUGGAAAACCUUCGUGGGAAGUCGAGUGGCACAAAUCACAAGCAUGACCGCAAAAGAACAAUGGAACCAUGUGCGUACUAAUGAUAAUCCUGCAGAUCUGGUAUCGCGAGGAACAACAACAUCCAAAUUAAAAAACAACACGUUAUGGUGGAAUGGACCCAUAUGGCUAAAAACAGAUAAAUGGAAACACAGUACAAGCGAAUAUCCUACAACAGAGGUAGAGAGCAAGAAAACUAUGACAAUAAUAGUGAACAAUAGGAACGAGCUAGCAGAAAGGUUUUCUUCACUAACACAACUAAUUCGAGUGACAGCAUACAUCAUUCGAUUCAUCAAGCAUUGCAAAAAAAUUACAGUAGCUGACGAACAUUUAACAGUAGAAGAACUCAAUACGGCAUUAAAGAAACAUAUACAAGUAACACAACAGAAUACAUAUCCAAGGGAAAUACAAAAGUUAAGUAAGAAAGAACAAGUACACAAGGACAGCAAGUUAGAAUCGCUCAAUCCGUUUCAAGAUGAAGACAGUUUACUUAGGGCAGAUGGGAAAGCAUCAAAAAGGAGUAUUCAUCAACUAAUACCAAUCACGACAGAAGAAGGUAACACCGCAGAAAAAAAUCAAACAGCAACAUCACAACAACACGCAUAUGGAUGCAAUCUGAAAACAUUCGUUAUAAGCAUACUAAUGCUAUUGGUCACAGUAACAGCAGAAUACAAUAUUACAUAUCCAAAGCCAGGUUUCUACAUUGAACACAUGGGAGAAGUUCAAAUUGAAAGAGGUAUAUUCCGAAUCGAUCUACAAUACAACAAAUCACGAAUCAAAGAGGAUAUAAACGCAGCAUUUCUAACGACUAGUAAUUUCAAAGAGUUGUGCAAGAACGCAACAGAAAUGACAGAAAACGUACAAUGUACAGAAUUGGUGCAACAUAUCGAGGAUCAAGAAAAUCAAUUGAGAUGGGUACAAGAGGGAAUCAACUACAUAAGUCAAACUCGUAAAAAAAGAGGUAUCUUGGGGAAUAUAUUAACGGCGAUAUUCGGUGUGAAUGACGAAGUAUACAAGGACAUUGAUGCGUUAAACAAGAAUCAGCAAGAGUUAAUGCGGAAUUCAGAAAGACAAUCCAAAAUAAUGUUGUCUACUAUAUCAAAAUUUAAAGAGACAGAAAACCGCAUCGAGAAGCAAUUAGAGCGCUUCAACACUAAAUUAAAUGAAGCGAUAAAAGCCAUAAACCAGAUGCAGAAAUGGUAUAAAACAAUAGACGAAAACAGACUAAAUAUUCACAUCUUAAGUACAUAUCAAACAGCAGUGAAUCUAGUAACAGAAGUACACAAUCACUACAGCAAAAUAAGAAACAUCCACUACAACCAAGGGAACUUUCAAGAACUUAUAUCAGAAACCCACAUCAGAAGUAUUAUUACAUCGGCAGAGCAGAAAUUACCAAGCAUCCUCAAGAUUUUACCACAUCCAAUAAUCAAAGUAACUACAAAACAAACAGUGGAAGUGAUUCAUGUGUUCGGGUUUUUUCUGGUGGCAGAGAUCACGGUAUACGUGAUUAUGAAAGUCACCCCAAUUCCUAUAAAAAUUGAAAAUUCUACGUUUUGGACCUUAAAUGUCAAUGAAGAAAUGCUAGCUGUGGACUACAACAAUCAACUAUAUUUCGAAAUAUCAAAUGAAGAAUUCAAAGACUGCCUACAAACAAACAAACACAAUUUUAUAUGUGCUCCCACUAUGGUGAAGAAAAUAGAAGAAAACAAAAAUUGCAUCAUUGACGAAGUCUACAACAGAACAGAAAUUAACCAAUGCAAUAUACAACAACAUGAGAUUCAAGGAUUAAUUUGGAAGCAACUCUAUGCCACCAAUACUUGGAUGUUCAUCACUAAUCAGUCCACACGUAUCGCUAUCUCCUGUAGUGGCGAACGACAGGAAAUCACGAUCAAUGCCACUGGAAUUAUCAGGAUUUCACAAGAUUGCCUGUUGAAAACAAAGAAAAGUAUACUCAAUCCGAAACGGGAUAAAAAGUUAUCAGUACUAGGUAGCUACAUAAAACAGUUUAACAAACCAUAUAAUCAUACAAGGUCAACUCAGCAAAUAACCAAAGUAAUAGAAGAAUCAAUAUUCCAUGCAGAAGACUCUUUUAAACAGCUAAAAGACGAAGAAGAAACUCUUAAUGCAGAUAUUCGAAAUAUCAAAUGGCGGUCCACAACAUCACAGUCCAUUAUUACAAGCACGACAACUACCUUACUCAUUGCAAUUAUCUUGGCACUCGUACUAGGAAUAAGAUUCUACAUCCAGCACAGAAACAAAUCACAUACCAAGGACAACGAUCACGAAGCAGUUCAGUUAGAACCAUUAUAUUCAACUAUUCCCGGGGAAACACAAAACUAAAAGAUAGAUUAGGGCGCGGCUGGCAGAAUGUUUAAUAUCACCAUUAAACAGGAAAGGGCGCUGGCCAAAUAUUAGAGAAAUAGUUAAUUGGGAAAGAAAGUAGGAUUAAGAAAUAAAAUUACAUUGCAUUAUUUGUAAAUGAGGACAAUUUGCACACAACAUUGACUAGGUUAGUUUUCAAUUUGCAAUUAACAGAUUGCAAUUAAUUUGCCAAUUGUUGUAUAAAAUUUUGUAUAUAAACAACGUAAAAUGUAGAAUAAAUUACUAUUGACACAAAAGUCGUUUAGUCACUCUACGUGAGCACGGGGCUUCCAAGUCUUUAAAAUUCGGUGCAUGAGACUGUGUACCACCCUGUGCUUACACUAAAUAAUAUUGGGAGUAAUCUCAAUAUUGUUCAGAAGGCUAUGUUUAUUUCAUUCCUGCUGGCCAAAGUAAUGAAGUCACAGAUCUAGAUUUAGAUCUAGAGGAAACUCGAAAUGUGAGUUUUUCCACUUUUGAAGAAUUUAAAACGGCCGCGUUCAACAUUUGGACUGCUACUCUUCCGAAUGAUUCAAACAAAUGGAUUGAAGGCACUUGCAAUUGCCCAGGAUUUUUCAAAAAAUUAAUUUGUAAGCAUGUAGUGGGUGUUGCAAUAAGGCUGAAAUACACAACACCACCCGCUGA